CACUCCUCCCCCCUGGAGGAUUAAGCGUAAUCAACCCACCCCACACAGCCACCGUAUAUGUAUAUAUACCCCGAUGCGUCCAGCCAAAGCCGCUGGUGGGAGGCCGGCCGGGUAAAGGUAGUAAACCGUCGCAGCGCGCGGAGUCCCUCCAUCUCCAUCCGGCGACCGACCAACCGACCUAGACUAGACGCGGCCGGCCGGGCAUGGCGAGGCCGGGGUGGGGCUCGCUGUUCGGCUGCUUCAGCAGCAGCAGCAGCUCCCGCGGGGACGGUAAGAAGAAGCAGGGCAAGGGCAAGGGAAAGGGCGCCGGGAAUAAGAUGAAGAAGAAGCAGAAGAGCAAGCAGCAGCAGAAGGUAGCGGCGGGGAGCGGCGGCGGUAGCCGGCCGCGGUCGCUGCAGAGCCGGAUGUCGUUCACGGAGCUGAGCCUCAGCGGGAUGGUGUCGCCCGAGGACCUGUCGCUCUCGCUCGUCGGCUCCAACCUCCACGUCUUCACCAUCGCCGAGCUGCGCGCCGUCACCCGCGACUUCUCCAUGACCCACUUCAUCGGCGAGGGCGGCUUCGGCCCCGUCUACAGGGGCUACGUCGACGACAAGACCAAGCGGGGGCUCGCCGCGCAGCCCGUCGCCGUCAAGCUGCUCGACCUCGAGGGCGGCCAAGGACACACCGAAUGGCUGACGGAGGUCUUCUUCCUGGGACAACUGAGGCACCCUCACCUCGUGAAGCUGAUCGGCUACUGCUACGAGGACGAGCACAGGCUGCUCGUCUACGAGUUCAUGACCAGGGGCAGCCUGGAGAAGCAUCUCUUCAAAAAGUACGCGGCGUCGUUGCCUUGGUCCACACGGCUGAAGAUCGCCAUUGGCGCUGCCAAAGGGUUGGCCUUCCUCCAUGAAGCCGAGAAGCCGGUCAUCUACCGGGACUUCAAGACCUCCAACAUCCUGCUGGACUCGGAUUACAAGGCGAAGCUGUCGGAUUUCGGUCUAGCCAAAGACGGGCCGGAAGACGACGAGACGCACGUGUCGACCCGGGUGAUGGGGACCCAAGGAUACGCCGCGCCGGAGUACAUCAUGACGGGCCACUUGACGGCGAAGAGCGACGUGUACGGCUUCGGCGUGGUGCUGCUGGAGCUGCUGUCGGGGCGGAAGGCGGUGGACAAGAGCCGCCCCCCGCGGGAGCAGAACCUGGUGGAGUGGGCGCGGCCGUACCUGACGGACGCGCGCCGCCUGGACCGCGUCAUGGACCCCAGCCUGGUGGGCCAGUACUCCAGCCGGGCCGCGCACAAGGCCGCCGCCGUGGCGCACCAGUGCGUCGCCCUCAACCCCAAGUCCCGCCCACACAUGUCCGCCGUCGUCGAAGCGCUCGAGCCGCUCCUCGCGCUCGACGACUGCCUCGUCGGGCCCUUCGUCUACAUCGCACCGCCGGAGACGACGACCGCCAACGGGGACGAAGCGGCGCCGGUGAGUAGUAAUAAGGAAGGAUCCGGCAGACGAGGAGGCCGGAGGAGGUCGUCAGGCGAAGGCGCGGCCGUCGUGCGGCCAGAGGAGUGAUGUUCCCUCUUCCGUCCGUGCUAUGACGACGAUGAUAAUAUGGGUGGAUUUACUAGCUUCCACGUCUUGUACGUGACCGGACUGUUGUUGCCUGUCGCGUGCAUGCAGCUUGGCUGAGAUAUAUCUAUCGAUCGAGCAGCUAUACGAUCGGUGGAAGUUAACGUCUUCGUUUGUGUGAUUGAAAGCAUCCAGCUGGUUGCGUGUUUUAGAGAGAACUCUAUAGAUUGAAUUUGUUGCAUAUACAGUAAUCUAACCAAACUUCUCUAUUUUUAUAGAUCUAAAACGACUUGUA
Zea mays is the source of this 1836-nucleotide messenger RNA. RefSeq names its product serine/threonine-protein kinase. The record is from RefSeq and is a predicted model, not a curated record. Lineage: Eukaryota; Viridiplantae; Streptophyta; Magnoliopsida; Poales; Poaceae. Gene Ontology annotation, biological process: protein phosphorylation. Bases 204 to 1544 code for a protein of 446 amino acids. Gene Ontology annotation, molecular function: protein tyrosine kinase activity; ATP binding. The transcript is spliced from 4 exons.